Messenger RNA from Triticum urartu, 2420 nucleotides. RefSeq lists its product as uncharacterized. Lineage: Eukaryota; Viridiplantae; Streptophyta; Magnoliopsida; Poales; Poaceae. Gene Ontology annotation, molecular function: double-stranded DNA binding. The record is from RefSeq and is a predicted model, not a curated record. Gene Ontology annotation, biological process: regulation of DNA-templated transcription.
CAAAGUGGACAAAACCCUGGCCCCCGUCGUCGCCGGGCUCACCGGCCUCGGCCUGUCGCGUUCCGAGAUCGGCCGCCUCGUCUCGCUCGCCCCGGCCAACAGCCGGUGUAGAUCCAUAGUCUCCAAGCUGGACUACUACCUGCCCCUCUUCGGCUCCAUCGACAACUUGCUCCGUCCGCUCAGGCGCAGCAACUGCCUCCUCCGCUGUAACCUCGACAAGGUGGUCAAGCCCAAUGUCGCCUUCCUACAAGAGUGCGGGCUAGGUGCUUGUGAUAUUGUCAAGCUGUGCAUCCCUGCAGAGAGGAUUCUGACCACCAACCCAGAGCAGGUCCGGGCGAUGGUGGCAUGUGCCCAGAGACUAGGUAUGCCCCCUGGCUCUGGGAUGUUUAGAUACGCGCUGCAGGCUGUCGCUUUCCUCACCCAGGAGAAGAUCACCGCCAAAGUGGAGUACUUGAAAAAUACAUUCAGGUGGUCAGAUGCGGAGGUGGCCCUUGCUGUGUCUAGAAAUCCGAGUGUGCUAAGGAGGUCAAAGGAAUCUCUGCAGCGCAAGUCUGAUUUCCUCAUCUCCGUGGUGGGGUUGGAACCGGCCUAUAUUUCUCGUAUUUCAGUAUUCAUCACUUUCAGCCUGGAGUGCCGGCUCAGACCCCGGCACUACGUUGUAAAUUUUCUUAAGGAAAAUGGACUGCUAGAUCGCGAGCGGAGCUACUAUGCAAUUUGCAGGAUGACUGACAAGGCUUUCACGGACAAGUACAUAUGCCCUCACAAGGAAGCUGCACCGCACCUUGCCAAAUACUAUGCUGCCGCUUGUCGAGGGGAAUUGCCUGCCCAGUAGAUUGAUAUUUGCAUGAUACCAUUGCUGGAUAAGGCACACUAGUUUGAUGCAGCGGCAGGUUUGCAAGAGAGCAGGUUGUAAAUCAUAACAAGAACAAUCAGUGGUCAAGAGCUCCAGAUGGCUCCAGUUAUCUACCUGGAAGUUUCUCCUUUUUUUGGGUGAGAUUUCUCCCUGCAAGAAAUUGAAGAGAUGCAUUACCGAAAGGAGUUUGACAACUUCAGCAUGUACACACAAAGGUGCUCCCCAAGAAAUUGCCUGAAUGUUCAGAUUAAGAGAGGUGAACACCAAGGCCUUUUAUUCGUAGUGGUAGGAUGGCAGAGCAAGCAUUUGUGUGUGUUCUGUUUCUACACUCUGACCGGUUCUAAAUUCCCAUCGUAAGAGGAAUUUUAGCUGUCAUGUUUAUUGAAAAUUUAGCUGUCUUCUUCAUUGAUGUCCCAAUGAAUGCUUUACAAACUGGUGCAACUGCUGCAGCUUGCAGUGCAAUUUCUCAGGCCAUUUCUGAUCUGCCGGGAUGGUGAGUGAAUCAAAGGAAGAUCGAGUUGGUCGAUUAAGUCUUGGAGAAGAUGCAAUCGGAUGCUUGGUUGGCUCAAUUCAAGCCAGCCGGCCGGCCGACCUGCAGCACCAAACGGCGACUGACAGAGAUUUCAAUGGUCAGAGAUGUGCUGGUCAUCAGGCACAGGCCAUUAUUCAUUCCAAGGUGGUAAUCAACUAUGCAUAGGCCAUUAUAUACCCACUGCAUCCAGCUUUUCCACUAGAUGGAAAUAGUUGAGAUCAUCUUAUACAUGGCCAGGUAUCGAGCUAUAAAGCUCUCAUGCCAUCUGCUCUAAAUUUUAGGCCUACCCCUUCACUUUCGCAGCAGGCCAUGUGGUGUUAAAUUUUAGUAGCCCACUAAAGUUUCAAGAAAGUAAUUAGCCAUUAAUGACUAGACUUGUCGAACCAGUUUUACUUUAUCUGAAAUUAACUCUUAAUGCAACAUAUGAUCGUUAAGCAUGCACUGUUUCACGUGUCGAUAUUAGCUACUCCCUCCGUUUCUAAAUAUUUGUUUUUUUAGAGAUUGCGAAUGGACAACCACAUAUGGAUGUAUAUAGACAUAUUUUAGAGUGUAGAUUCACUCAUUUUGCUCCGUAUGUGGUCACUUAUUGAAAUCUCUAGAGAGACAUAUUUAGGAAUGGAGGGAGUACAAAUUAAAAUAUGAUUAGGGGGGCCUAACAAAUUUACUCUUGUGGCUAGACUGAUUAACCACGUGCCAAAAUAUAAUUAACUGUGUGUUGCUUUAGUGGAGAAAAUUGUGUUUUGCUUGGUAAUUGACUUUUUCUAUGGUGAAAAUUCAUCAAUCAAGUAGUACCAUUCAUUUUUCUCCAAGUAAGUGCUACAUUGCGGUAUCAGUUGAAACUCCCAAUAUGAACAAUAAUAUGACAACUAAAAAUAGGGUGUUGAUCAUACAAUUAUGUAUGUUUGGGAAAACACCAAAAAGAUUUUAAUUCACGUAUAGGUGAAGAUGGCUUCAGAAAACAAAAAUUCAAGAUUUGACGUCAUGGUAAGACCAUCUCGUCAACCAAUGAAGGUUAGAUGCCCACAGUUUUCCACA